Molecule: messenger RNA, 794 nt
Organism: Acanthopagrus latus (yellowfin seabream)
Lineage: Eukaryota; Metazoa; Chordata; Actinopteri; Spariformes; Sparidae
Gene: apom
Product: apolipoprotein M
Exons: 7
Coding region: 84-656 (190 amino acids)
Biological process (GO): high-density lipoprotein particle assembly; high-density lipoprotein particle remodeling; high-density lipoprotein particle clearance
Cellular component (GO): low-density lipoprotein particle; high-density lipoprotein particle; very-low-density lipoprotein particle
Molecular function (GO): phospholipid binding; lipid carrier activity
Source: RefSeq, a predicted model, not a curated record
CUGAAACUCAGAUGACCCUGAGGAUUAACAGGUGUUGGAUCAGGUUCAUUGUGAGUUGAAGAGUGAGCUGUCAGGUUGCAGUGAUGUUCAAAGACGUCUUGACCUAUGUUCUCUCCUUGAGUAGUUUUUUGUACCAGGUCAUCGUUCCUUGCUCGCUACCUGAGCAGUUGUUUGUCAAGACCAUCAACCAAGAGCAGUAUCUGGGGAGAUGGUACUUUCAAGCUGCAGUCAGCAACAGAGAGGCUGACAUCCAGAAGUUCAGACAGCUGGACAACCUCUGGUUCACCUUGGAGAAGACAGCCAAUGACACGCUGCUUCUGACCGGACAUAUGCGCAUGGGAGACGACUGCGUGAACCAAUCCUGGACCUAUCAUAUACGUCCUGACAGGGAUGAUAUGAUACUGGAAGGAAGGACGUUUCGGUGGAGCCUGCUGUGGAGCGGCAAGUGGGCCAACUGCCCCGAGUGCAUCAUUUUACAAGAAAAAGAGCCGCCUCUUAGUCCGUCUGACUCAGUGGACUCCCUCAACAGAUUCAUGCUGUAUGCUCGCCAGGGUGACGUCAACACUGCCGUGGUGUCAGCGUUCGUGUCAAACGCAGCUUGUAACAACAUGUCAGUAAGCGUCACACUGCCUCAGAAUAAAGAGUUUUGCACCUAAAUACAAUCACUGAGGCUCUUGGUUCUACACAAUUUCUCACAUGGUGUUGCUGGAGCCGUGGACAUCCUGAAUGACAAUAAGAUAAUUAGCGGAUUUCCCUGUAAAAGUGGAACGAAUAAAGCAGUUUUUCCUUCAAGA